AUGCCUCCCUCCAAUGGCAGCAUGCGCAUCCAACGGUUGAUCGUAUUGCUCGCGGUUGGUAUUCUUGCUUGUCUUUCACUCCUACUCCUGCGAUCAGAGAAACCUCCAGAGAAGCCCAUACCUUUGCCUCCUCCCGAACCGAUACGACACCCUCAACUCCAUGCGGGGCAAAACACAUACCUCCCUGAGAAGGAACACCCUAUCACCCAUCUCAUCAACAAUGCUCAGGAGGAUUUCAAUCAUGCGCAAUCACGGCAAUCAAAAACCUUGGCCGAAGCCGUGACGGAGUACCAGCGCCGCUACAAGAUGCACCCGCCGCCUCAUUUCGAUAAAUGGUUCGAGUUUGCCCAGUCAAGAAACGUACAACUUAUCGACGAAUUCGAUUCGAUUUACCACUCCCUCCUCCCUUUCUGGGCCGUGAAGCCCAAGACGAUUCGCGAAAGGGCCCGCGAGACCCUCGGAUUUGACAAUGCGGUGCUCGGCGUUUUGAUUCGCGACGGCAAGGUCUCGUUGACAGAUGGAGGGGGUGACGAUCGUAAAUGGCAGCGCGACGCCACGGCUGGUAUGAUGGCAGCAUUCGUGCAGUACUUGCCCGACAUGGACUUGGUGUUCAACACUCAUGAUGAGCCGCGCGUCAUCAUCCCUAGCGAAGACCUCCAACGUCUAGUGCAGACAGCCAAAGACUCGGCUCUCCCAGCAGCAUUCAAAAACACCCCGACCAAUUCGUGGUCCCCUCGUGCCGCAGACCUGAACAAAGGCGACCGCAUCGACGAAGUGCGCACCACUCGUUUCAAUCGCUUCGCACACCAGCCGACCUGGACAAACUCCCGAAUCUCUUGUUCGGUUGACACCCCCGCGCGCUCACUAGAGGAAGAUGUUCCAGACAAUGUUGACCCUUACGCAUAUGGCGAACUCGGCUUCAUCUACAACACUACGGCGGCUUCUGACAUUUGCAACACCCCGUCUCUCCGUUCUUCGUACGGAUUCUUCGACCGACCCAACGCGUUCGAUGUCGUUCACGACCUAUUCCCUGUUUUCUCACAGAGCAAGGUUUCCAGCUUCCAGGACAUCAUUUACCCGAGUCCCUGGUACUGGGCCGACAAGGUCCCCUAUGAGCCCAGCAAGGACUAUGCCUGGGAGGCGAAGACAGACCGGAUGUACUGGCGUGGCUCCACGACGGGUGGUUUCUCACGCGCUGGCGGCUGGCGUCGACAACAUCGGCAGCAAUUUGUCGACAACGUCAACGCCUUGGGCACAACCAAGAUUCUGGCUCGUCAAGGGGACGGCUGGGUUUCGCAGGACGUCAACCGGGACAUGUACCGUGACUCUUUUGAUGUCAAAUUCACGCUUAUCGGCCAGUGUGACCCGGACGACUGCAAUGCGCAAACCGAAUAUUUCGGAGUGUAUAAGCAGGCUGGACAGCAAGAUGCGUGGGCGCACAAGUUCCUGGUCGACAUUGACGGCAACGCCUUUAGUGGGCGGUUCCAUGCUUUCUUGCAUAGCAACAGCUUUGUCUACAAGAUCGCUAUCUUCCGCGAAUGGCACGACGAGUGGCUGAAGCCCUGGGUACACUACGUACCCCUCAGCUUGAAAGGCAACGAGUAUGUUGAGAGCAUGCGAUAUUUCACCUCGGAGGAAGAGGGCAAAAGGCUCGCGCCACAAAUUGCCAGCCAGGGUCGGCGCUGGGCACAGCAGACCCUACGAAAUGAAGAUCUGGAGGUUUGGUUCUUCCGCCUACUUCUAGAAUAUGGUCGCCUGGUAGAUGACAACCGUGAUCAACUAGGGUUUGUUCUUUGA
Messenger RNA from Penicillium bovifimosum, 1797 nucleotides. RefSeq names its product putative capsule-associated protein CAP1. NCBI's taxonomy places the organism in Eukaryota, Fungi, Ascomycota, Eurotiomycetes, Eurotiales, Aspergillaceae. The transcript is spliced from 2 exons. The record is from RefSeq and is a predicted model, not a curated record. Bases 1 to 1797 code for a protein of 598 amino acids.